Aspergillus candidus is the source of this 1716-nucleotide messenger RNA. Its product is annotated as serine hydroxymethyltransferase. Lineage: Eukaryota; Fungi; Ascomycota; Eurotiomycetes; Eurotiales; Aspergillaceae. Bases 43 to 1623 code for a protein of 526 amino acids. The record is from RefSeq and is a predicted model, not a curated record. The transcript is spliced from 5 exons. Gene Ontology annotation, biological process: tetrahydrofolate interconversion; folic acid metabolic process; L-serine catabolic process. Gene Ontology annotation, cellular component: cytoplasm. Gene Ontology annotation, molecular function: serine binding; glycine hydroxymethyltransferase activity; cobalt ion binding.
CCCCCUUCGAUUUCAUUGUUAUUAGGUGUCUAUUCAGUCACCAUGCUCGGUCGUUGUAGUCGACAUGCGGCGCGGUUGAUCCCGCGGGCCGCAAGCUCUCUCCCCUCGCAUCUCCGCCCCGUCUCCGCCGCCAUCGCCAGACCUGCUUCGCAAUUGCGGAGUGUAUCCUCCAACAGUGAUGGACAACAACAUCUGCUCUCCGCACACCUCCAGGAAGAGGACCCCACCAUCUACCAGAUUCUCCAGAAGGAGAAAAAACGUCAGAAGCACUUCAUUAACCUGAUCCCGUCGGAGAACUUCACAUCGCAAGCCGUUCUCGAUGCCUUGGGGAGUGUGAUGCAGAACAAGUACUCCGAGGGGUAUCCCGGCGCCCGGUACUACGGUGGAAACGAGCACAUUGACGAGUCGGAGCGUCUCUGCCAACAGCGUGCCUUGGAGACUUUCCGUCUCUCCCCGGAGGAAUGGGGCGUGAACGUGCAGCCGCUGUCGGGCUCGCCCGCCAACUUGUAUGCCAUCUCCGCCCUGCUCAACACCCACGACCGUCUCAUGGGCCUCGACCUGCCCCACGGCGGUCAUCUGUCGCACGGCUACCAGACCCCGACCAAGAAGAUCUCCUUCAUCUCCAAGUACUUCGAGACCUUCCCCUACCGUCUCGAUGAGUCGACGGGGCUCAUUGACUACGACGCCCUCCAGAAGAACGCCAUGCUCUACCGCCCCAAGCUCAUCAUCGCCGGUACCUCGGCCUACAGCCGUCUGAUUGACUACCCCCGCUUCCGCGAGAUCGCCGACGCCUCCGGCGCCUAUCUCAUGAGCGACAUGGCGCACAUCUCGGGCCUGGUCGCCGCCGGCGUGGUCCCCUCCCCCUUCAACUCCUCCGACGUCGUGACCACCACGACCCACAAGUCGCUGCGCGGUCCCCGCGGUGCCAUGAUCUUCUUCCGCAAGGGUGUCCGCCGGACGGACAAGAAGGGUAACCCGGAGAUGUACGACCUGGAGAACCCCAUCAACGCCUCCGUCUUCCCCGGCCACCAGGGCGGGCCCCACAACCACACCAUCACGGCGCUGGCCGUGGCCCUGAAGCAGGCGCAGUCGACCGAGUUCAAGGCCUACCAGGAGACCGUCCUGUCCAACGCCAAGGCCCUGGCUGACCGCCUCGGCAACCCGCUCAACAACGGCGGCCUCGGCUACAACGUCGUGUCCGGCGGCACCGACAACCACCUGGUGCUGGUCGACCUCAAGAACCGCGGCGUUGACGGCGCCCGCGUGGAGCGCGUUCUGGAGCUGUGCGGUGUGGCCAGCAACAAGAACACCGUGCCCGGAGACAAGUCGGCCCUCAAGCCCGGCGGUCUGCGUCUGGGCACCCCGGCCAUGACCACCCGCGGCUUCCAGCCCGAGGACUUCCGCCGCGUGGCGGACAUUGUCGACCGGGCCGUCAUCAUCACGCAGAAGCUGGACAAGGCCGCGCGCGAGAGUGCCGCCUCCCAGGGCGUGAAGAACCCGGGCACCGUCAAGGCGUUCCUGAACUACCUGGGCGAGGGUGAGGAAAUUUCGGACAUUGUGCUCCUGCGACAGGAGGUGGAGGACUGGGUUGGCACCUUCAGCCUGCCGUGGAAGGACGAGUAAAAAGACCGGCACUACUUAGAUUUUGAUGUUUCGGGCGGUGUUUUGUUCACGAUAUCUGUUUGAUGACCCUUUCAAGUUUUUUUUUUUUUUUUU